ACUUUCUUAUCGGUCUGUAUUCGUGCUCUUGUUUUUCCUUGUUUUUGUUAUUUUUAUUCGCUGAUGUACAAAACAUAAGUUUUAAGUAAUAAAUAAGGAUCCAUCUGUCUAUAAUACUAAAGUGCAAAUUACAUCAUUUGUUUAAUACAUAGACAAGCUGGAUAUCACAAACAUCACAAACCACUUUAAGAGGUAUUUCUCCAUGAUGGGUGGAAACGAAAAAAUACCAUUACUUUUGAAGGAAUUUGAUGUAGACAAUGAUGAAAAUAAUGGCUUUAUUCUAUUGGGGAGAACUAUUCCUGAAGAAAUGAUAUUAGAGAUAUUAAGCUAUGUGGACCCCAAAGAGAUACUAAAACUGGGUUUAGUUUGUAAAAACUGGUAUAACAUCACAAGAUCCCAUCUAUUUUGGGUAAAUGUAAGUGAGAAACACAACAGGAUUAUCCACAAACAACUACCCUGGUAUCUGUUUUACUGUUUGUUUGCUAUGAAUUAUUUUGACACCAAUUUAAUUAAAAAUGGAAAUGGAGAGAGUCAGUUUGAACAUUGGAAUAUAAUAGCAAAUGGAGGGGAUGGUUUUAGGGUAGAAGAACGACCAUGUGGUUCUAAUCUAUUGCCAGUGAAUGUCCCUGAAUUUAAUGGACAUACAAGUUGCUUUGCUACUUCAUUUUCAGCUUGCAUAAAAGAACAAGUUAUAGAAUUGAAGAGUAAACUAUUUUUAUAUGUAUUAAAUGAAUAUAAACCCCACAUUCAUGCCAGUGAAUGGGUCACAUGCAGAGGUGACUGUGGAAGCACUUACUGGAUGAGACUCAUCUUACUAAAUGAAAAAGAUGAAAAUUUAGCAGAAGCAGAUAAAUCAUUUGAACGUGAACAGUGGUCAGAACCAAGAUGGACCAAGAUAUCUGUGAGUCUCACUGAUUAUCCUAAGGGGGUCAGGAAAAUCAAUUUUAUGCAUGAAGGCAAAGAUAAACAAUUUUGGAAAGGCUAUUAUGGUUCCAAAAUGGCAGGGGCUGUUGUAAGAAUUGAUUUUGAUUCUAUUCAACCUAUUGAUAAAACCGACAAAUAAUGGUGUAAACAAUAAAUAUUUCAAAGAAAAUUUAAUUUAAAAUCAGAAAAUACUUCAAAUUUAAUUUUUUUAAUGUAUAUGUACUGUAAAUUGUACUUGUGAUAUUCUCUAGCCAUUUAAGAAU
Agrilus planipennis (emerald ash borer) is the source of this 1187-nucleotide messenger RNA. RefSeq names its product F-box only protein 6-like. The coding region runs from base 203 to 1063 and encodes 286 amino acids. Lineage: Eukaryota; Metazoa; Arthropoda; Insecta; Coleoptera; Buprestidae. The transcript is spliced from 2 exons. Gene Ontology annotation, cellular component: cytoplasm; SCF ubiquitin ligase complex. Gene Ontology annotation, biological process: SCF-dependent proteasomal ubiquitin-dependent protein catabolic process; glycoprotein catabolic process. Gene Ontology annotation, molecular function: ubiquitin protein ligase activity; protein binding. The record is from RefSeq and is a predicted model, not a curated record.